CGCCGAGUUCAGAUGACACUUAAGACCUCGAAGACCCUCCUGCUUGUUUUAAAUCAGCAGUGUGGGAAAGUUUUGGGUUCCUAGUGAACUACGGCAGCAGUGGAGAGCGAGUGGUAGAUUGGACGAGGACGGUGUGUCGCCGUUGAAAGGCAGCUGUACGACUAUGGCGAAGAUGAUAGUUACUGGGAAAAUUCUAUUUAUCCUGAUGCUGCUACUGCUUAAGGAUAGUGGGCAAGUACAAGCAGACGAUGAGGUAGAAGAAAAGCAAACAUUUCAUGAGUCUAUGACACUCAACCUCCCUAAAUCUUACAAAAUUGACUGGAUGAAAUCUAUUGACAACAACAAGUUAAUCUCUGCCAUCACUAUUCCUGGUGCUCAUGAUGCCUUGGCCCUUCAUGGAGGAGCACUAGCAAAAUGCCAGUCAUUGUCUUUAGAGGACCAGCUUCUGGCUGGGAUACGCUACUUGGACCUUAGAGUGUCUGGGGAAAAUUUGGAAAUUAAACAUGGAAUAACUUACCAACAUAUAACAUUCCCAGAGGUUCUCAGCAAAAUCAAGGCAUUUUUAUCUAAAUACAAAACUGAGACGGUGCUUGUCAGAGUUAAGCCUGUUCGAAAUUUUAGAGGGAAAGUUCAAAAUUUGAUUCAGAAUAUAAUUAAUAAUGACGAUGUCUGGAUCAAGAAUUCAAUACCAAAAAUAGGUGAAGUAAGAGGAAAGGUUGUUUUGGUUCAGAAAGACCGCUUUACACUAGGUAUCCCUCUGUCUGGCACUGACAACAAGGGAGACUAUAAAGUAACUAAUAUUAAUCACAAAAAGGAAAUAGUUGCCUUGCAUCUGAUGGAAGCUGCUAAUAAGUGUAAAAAUAAUGAUCAUGAUGAAGUUGUUCUGAGCUAUUCAAGCGGCACAGGCGUUGGUACAUCUAAGGGAUUGAGUUUGUUUCCAAGUAGAGUGGCAAAGGAAAUCAACCCUUGGCUGUAUGAGUAUCUUAAAAUGCAAUCUGUAAAAAAACCCAAGCCUUGUUAUGGGAUCAUAGCCAUGGACUUCCCAGGCUUUGACUUGAUUCAAAUGGUCAUCAAAUUCAAUACCUAGAUUUUCCAGUCUGUAAUUUUAGCAUUUUGUUAAUCAAGAUGUUCUUACUGAUUCACUUUCAUCACAUUCAUGUUUUUUUUUUUUUCUUCCAUUAAUUAAGCUAAAGUUUAACAGGAUAAAGCUGAUCUGAAUGUAAAUUUGAUCCUUCAUAAAUUGAUUGAUGUCAGUAUUUUAAAUGUGUUCUCAAUAAUUAAGCAUUAUCAUUAACACUGCCUUUUGUUUGGCUUUGUAAGACACCCUCAAAACCUAUGAAAUGAAUUGUUUUUUUCUAUUAAAUUUUACUUUAAAAUUGUGCACUAAGGCUCAUUUUUGUUAUUAUCAACAAUUCUGCAUGCGUAUAUCUCCAGUGACAUCAGGCUAAACACUUUGGGUUUGUAAGUAUUUAAGAGGAACUAUUAAACUAGUAGUACAUGAAGGCAGAUGUUACACUGAUAACAGCUAGGCUGUAAACUUGUAAUGAAAGUAAUGUGAUCAUUGUUAAAGUAACUAAAUGUGUUUAAAUCCACAUGUUCAGAUUUUAGGAUACAUUUCUGUUGGCUAAAAGAAGUGGAUACAUUCAUGUGGAUGGGAACAUAAAAGAUUUUUUCCAGCACCCCAUAUAAGUUAUUCAUUUUAAAAGUUGGACAACAACUGUGAAUUUCUGUUCUCUUAUCUCCAUAAUUGUUUGGCUUUAUCAGGUGAGAUAAUGUUGGUUGGUUAGGUCUUUAAGUUUCCCAAAAGUCCCUUUCAAGUCAACGUAAAAUUGGAUCCAAUAAACUUUAUACAUGUUCCUACUUUUAUGUUGAUCAUUUUCAUAAUCUUUCAUCAUAAUGUAAUAAAUUGCUCCACCUCUUU
Myxocyprinus asiaticus (Chinese sucker) is the source of this 1921-nucleotide messenger RNA. Its product is annotated as 1-phosphatidylinositol phosphodiesterase-like. The coding region runs from base 164 to 1087 and encodes 307 amino acids. Gene Ontology annotation, biological process: lipid metabolic process. The transcript is spliced from 3 exons. Gene Ontology annotation, molecular function: phosphoric diester hydrolase activity. NCBI's taxonomy places the organism in Eukaryota, Metazoa, Chordata, Actinopteri, Cypriniformes, Catostomidae. The record is from RefSeq and is a predicted model, not a curated record.